Messenger RNA from Pseudomyrmex gracilis, 1766 nucleotides. RefSeq names its product CD151 antigen (gene Tsp74F). NCBI's taxonomy places the organism in Eukaryota, Metazoa, Arthropoda, Insecta, Hymenoptera, Formicidae. The coding region runs from base 438 to 1163 and encodes 241 amino acids. The transcript has 7 exons. The record is from RefSeq and is a predicted model, not a curated record. Gene Ontology annotation, cellular component: membrane.
GAUGAUUCGUUGAGAGAGCGAGAGCGAGAGCGAGAGAGAGAGAGAGCGAGCGACGCGAGAAGGAGCGGGAGAGGAAACCCAUACGGAGACAGGGACGAAAGAGAGAGUGAGCGACGCAGAAGAGUUCAGGAGUCGAAGUCUUUCAGUUUCACUCCGGCACGUACUGAAAUCGCGCGUGGCCACGUCGACGCGAUUUUGUUAUAAUUGGUAAUUUUUGAUUUUUUUGUUCCCAACCGAAAACGUAACCGCUGCGAUCCGCACCGCGGAUUCGGGAACAUAAUCGCGAAGGAUUUGCUUCAAUCUCCUCGGGGAGGGAGGACUUUUUCAGCGACGGAGAAAGGAGUUGUUUUUGUUUACGCUCGUUCCCGCAAGCUGCGUGUUUGUCGGAGAAAGGAAAGGACCAUCGCCGGGGGAUCAGAAUUUAGAAAAAGAGGAGGAUGGGAUACGGCACGGAGAUGGAUGGCUGCGGUCGAUUUAUGAAAUAUUCCUUGUUUUUCACGAACUUCGUCAUUUUCAUCGGCGGGAUUAUCGUAACGGGAUUGAGCAUCUGGGCCCUGGUUGACAAAGUACCGGGCAUAGGCGAGCUCGUCGGAAAUGAUCUGUUAACCGGUGCGAUUUACGUAUUGCUGGUCGGCGGAAUUAUCGUGGCGUUUAUCGCCUUCUUUGGAUGCAUCGGUGCUUCGCGAGAAGUCAAGUGUAUGCUCUUGACGUACUUCAUAAUCGUGUUUCUGCUCUUCGUAACUAUGCUGAUCGGCGGCGUUCUGGGAUACGUUUUCCGCGAGAAAUUGCUGAGCACAGUCGACCGCGAGAUGAAGAGUUCGAUCCGGCUCUACGAUCACCGCAAAUCCAUUCGGGACGCCUGGGACGUCACGCAAUCGACACUCCACUGCUGCGGCGUCAACAGCUGGAGGGAUUGGGGAAAUGUCGGUCUCAACGUACCAGAGAGCUGCUGCCGCGAGAUUCAACCCGGUCAGCGAUUCCGCUGCAACGCCGGCUCGGACACGGUGAAUCCUUCGAACGCCUACAUGGAGGGUUGCAUCGACGGAACGCGCAUUUACUUGCAACAACACGCAGCCGUUAUGGGCGGCGCCGGUAUCGCAGUCGCAUGCCUCAUGUUCUUCGGAAUGUUAUUCUCCUGCGCGCUCUUCAAGAUGAUCGAAUGACAACGCAACAAUCACGUACUCUGAGGUUGUCAUCGUUUUCGAGCGGGAAAACGGUAGAGAGUCUUCGAAGUUCUCAGGGGAUUCACGCAAAUUUCACCGAUAUUGACGAUUAUAAAUUUGUAUUCGUCUCCGCACAACCGCACACUGAUCACAUCGUGAUAAUCAAAAGAAUAAAUCUUUUUCUGAUUGUACAGUUCUCGCUAAUGUGUUAUACACAUACAUGUGUAAGAAUAUUCUGCAGUACGUAUCUCAUGAUCAUUUUCACAUAUUGCUCUUUAUAUUUUUAAUAUAUAAUUUAUAUAUAAAAUGUCUACGUGUUUAGUUGCAUUUGUCAUUAGUAUGAAAAUGCAUCGUGUACCUUAUAUAUGUGCCGUAAUAAAUACAAAUAUGUCUAUUGUAUGUAAUCUUGUCAACAAUUAUUUGUCAGUGAACAACAAUCGGAAACACAAGAAACGUUAAUUUAAUAAGAAAAACUUCACUUUUCAGUGAACGCUUUUCACAGAUUUUAAUGUAACAGUCGCAUAUUAAUGCGCUGACUUAUUUAUUUUAUAGAAACGACACACAAUUUGUAAUACAAAAAACAAUAUACACAUUUUAAAAUAA